This is a messenger RNA of Laccaria bicolor S238N-H82, 288 nucleotides long. RefSeq lists its product as uncharacterized. NCBI's taxonomy places the organism in Eukaryota, Fungi, Basidiomycota, Agaricomycetes, Agaricales, Hydnangiaceae. Bases 1 to 288 code for a protein of 95 amino acids. The transcript has a single exon. The record is from RefSeq and is a predicted model, not a curated record.
AUGGCAGCCAUUACUCCGUUACAAUCCAGCCUCUCCGCGCAAGCUUUUAUGAAACGCCCGCUUGACCUAGAAAUCGUCAACGGGAUAAAGGGUAACGCGCCUCCGGAAGUCAAGCAAAUGCCGUUGAAGUGGCUUAUGCUCUUUCGGCAGCGAGGGAAUAGUUUUGCGACUUCCGUCGCGCAGCGCUUGAGGGUUACGGAGGUGAAUAUUCUUCCAAGCCCGGAUGACUCAAAGAAACUGGAGGGGAAGGUGGUCUGCGAGGUCGAUGUAACGCCUGGUAUUUCUUGA